AUGAGGACCAUUUUCCUGCUUCUCUUGGUUGCAGCCGCUGCAGAAUCUCAUCGAGGCAGCCAGAACAGGCGUGGCAAGCGGGAGCUGUUGGUGCGCUCCAAGCGAAGAUGGGUUUUGUCUACGAUUGAAGUAACAGAAGAGGAACCAGGGAAAUACCCCAGACAGAUUUCACAGAUGUUUAAUGACAGGACAGAUCAGGAGAGGAACCACCAUAGGUUUCAUAUAAGUGGAAUGGGUGUGGAUAGGCCGCCACUGGGAGUGUUCUCCAUCCAUAAAGAAGAGGGGUAUGUCUAUGUCCAUCAACCCAUCGACAGAGAGAAAUACAGCCUCUUCCAUAUCAAGUUUGAUAUCUACGACAAAAUCACCCAUGAAAAAAUAGACAGGGAACUUGCUUUUGACGUAGAAAUAAAGGACAUCAAUGACAACGCUCCUAUGUUUUUCGAAGAUAAAAUCGUAGCAUCUGUGAAGGAAAAUUCGCCAGAGGGGUACUUGCCAGUACAGCUGCAGGUGACGGACAUAGAUGAGCAAAACACAACAAACUCUCAAAUCACAGUCAGUGUGUUAUCACAGACACCAGAAGAGCCCAAAAUUGCGGUGGAACGGAUCGAUGGCAGACUGGCACAACUUAAAUUUACAGGAUGUUUUGACUAUGAUAAAGCAAAGAAGUAUGAAAUGAUUAUUCAAGCAAAGGAUCAUGGAAUACCGUCCCUUUCCUCCACUGCUGUUGUUACUCUCGAUAUUCUUGACGCCAACAGUCAUCCACCAACGUUCAAGGCCAAGGAGUACCACGGUGAGGUAAAAGAGAUGGUCCUCAGCGAUGAGGUUUUGAGAGUUGCAGUAGAGGACAAGGACACUCCUAACACCCCUGGGUGGCGUGCCAAAUACUUUUUCAUUAAAGGGAAUGAGGAUGGAAACUACGCCAUUAAAACUGACCCUGAAACUAAUGAGGGCAUUCUGAGUGUGAUCAAGGGGAAGGAUUUUGAGCGCACAACCUUAACAACCCUACAGCUCGGAGUAGAGAAUGAGGAACCCUUAUUUGUUUGUAAAGGCAAAACACCUGGUGGCAAAGGAACACCCCCACCUCCAAAUUCAGUCAACAUCACAAUGAAAGUGAUUGAUGUCAAUGACCCACCUGAGUUUGACAAAACAACAGAAGAUGUGUAUCAGAGGGAAGAGAAGGAACCAGGACAGGUCCUGUUCACUCCAACGGUUAAGGACGUUGAUUCUGACGUAGACAACAUAAGGUAUGUGCUAUUAGAAGAUGCAGCUGACUGGAUGACCAUUGAUGAAAAAACAGGAGAAAUCAAAGCGUCUAAGAAGAUGGACAGAGAGUCACCCUUUGUUGACAAGGAUAGCAAUUACAGAGUUAUCAUCGGUGCCAUAGAUGAUGGUGAGCCUCCAGCCACAGGUACAUGUACUGUCUUGGUUCACCUGGGAGAUAUCAAUGACAACAUUCCUAAGCUGAUCAACAAUGGGGUCAUUUUGUGUGGAAACAAGGCUGACAAGGUCACAGUGACUGCACAGGACUCAGAUGCCCCUCCUUUUAGCGGGCCCUUUGCCUUCUCCCUGAAUGAUGAAAAUGAUGCAACUCUAAAGAAGCAAUGGAAACUAGAACCUGCCUUUGGUAUGGAAGCAGGGAUUAUUAGCCUGAAGACACUUGCUUAUGGAAACUACUCGGUGCCCGUAGUGAUAGAGGAUCAGCAGGGUGUGAUUGGACAGGAUACUGUGGAAGUGAUGGUGUGUGACUGUGGAGAAGGACCUGUAUGCCUUGCCAAAGAGUCUGCUUCAUCUAGUCUUGGGCCUGCUGGCAUUGGACUGCUCAUUUUAGGAUUUCUCUUAUUUUUAUUACUGCUGCUCCUCUUUAUGUGUGAGUGUGGAGGAAAGGACUUCAAGCACAUCCCCAUGAAUCAGGACGAAGGCAACCAGACACUCAUCAAGUACAACCAAGAGGGAGGGGGCUCUGAAUAUAAGGCUGAGCCCACUCUGAUACGGACACCUACACAACAUAUAACUGCAACCGAUGGCCUAAAAAAAGCCAGCAUGCCGAUGUCUCAGAUGUCUCAGAUGCCUGCAGUAAUGGCCCAGGAUAUGAAUGGCUUCAGCAGUGCAGGGUUAAACCUGCCUGACUCUAACAUGGCAUCACUGGGCAGGCAGCAAAGCGAAAGAGGCAUUGGAGGGCAGACCAUGGGAAACUCAUACCAACGCUCUUUCAGCUUGCGAUCAAAUCAACACAUUGCAGAUCACAUCGACAGGAGACUGUACGUGAUUGAUGGAGACCAUGUAGACCACCCUGCGUACCAACCCUAUGAAUAUGCCUAUGAGGGAGAGGGCAGCAAGUGCCAAUCACUGGAUGAGCUGUCACUCAGCAACUUAGGAGAGGAUGGUCAGUUUCUGGAUAAUUUGGGGCCAAAGUUCAAGACCUUGGGAGGCAUCUGUUAUCAGACAAUUCAAGAAAAAAACAUACAACUUUAA
Molecule: messenger RNA, 2472 nt
Organism: Scomber japonicus (chub mackerel)
Lineage: Eukaryota; Metazoa; Chordata; Actinopteri; Scombriformes; Scombridae
Gene: cdh26.1
Product: cadherin 26, tandem duplicate 1
Exons: 18
Coding region: 1-2472 (823 amino acids)
Biological process (GO): cell-cell junction assembly; homophilic cell-cell adhesion; calcium-dependent cell-cell adhesion
Cellular component (GO): catenin complex; adherens junction; plasma membrane
Molecular function (GO): calcium ion binding; cadherin binding
Source: RefSeq, a predicted model, not a curated record